Messenger RNA from Sorex araneus (European shrew), 3168 nucleotides. RefSeq names its product kelch like family member 2 (gene KLHL2). Bases 308 to 2089 code for a protein of 593 amino acids. Lineage: Eukaryota; Metazoa; Chordata; Mammalia; Eulipotyphla; Soricidae. Gene Ontology annotation, molecular function: protein binding. The record is from RefSeq and is a predicted model, not a curated record. The transcript is spliced from 15 exons.
AAGGGGAGGCGCCGAGGGAGGGUCCGCGGCCGCCGCGGGAGGCCGCACCGCCGUCCCGUCACGGCGUCGCCCGCCCGCGAACCCGGAAGUGGCCGAGCCCGCGCGCCGCCGCCGUCGGCCGCACUCGGGCUCUCGGGCAGCGCGCGGGGACGGGCCAUGGCCGCGGGGGCCGCCGCAGGUGGCGGCGCGCGGUGAGGCGAGCGCGGCGCCCCCCUGCGGGGCGCAUGGGACGCGGCGGGGCGGGCGGCUGGAAUGGUGCUGGCGGCGGCGCUCGGUGCCUGCGUUCUGAAGCCCGCCCGGAGCCACCAUGGAGACGCCGCCGCUGCCUGGCGCAUGCACAAAGCAGGGUCAUCAGAAGCCUCUCGAUUCAAAAGAUGAUAAUACUGAAAAACACUGCCCAGUGACAGUGAAUCCUUGGCAUAUGAAGAAAGCUUUUAAAGUCAUGAACGAAUUAAGAAGUCAAAAUUUGCUCUGCGAUGUCACUAUUGUGGCUGAAGACAUGGAAAUCUCUGCUCAUAGAGUGGUGCUGGCUGCCUGUAGUCCUUAUUUCCAUGCCAUGUUUACAGGUGAGAUGAGUGAGAGCCGAGCCAAGAGAGUACGAAUAAAAGAGGUGGAUGGCUGGACCCUGAGGAUGCUAAUUGAUUAUGUUUACACUGCAGAAAUUCAGGUUACAGAAGAAAAUGUGCAGGUACUUCUCCCAGCAGCUGGUCUGUUACAGUUACAGGAUGUGAAGAAGACUUGCUGUGAAUUCUUAGAGUCUCAGCUUCACCCUGUUAACUGCUUAGGAAUCCGGGCUUUUGCUGACAUGCACGCGUGCACAGACCUCCUGAACAAGGCCAACACCUAUGCAGAGCAACAUUUUGCAGAUGUAGUGCUUAGUGAAGAAUUUCUCAAUCUUGGCAUUGAACAAGUGUGUAGCUUAAUCUCAAGUGACAAACUUACCAUUUCUUCAGAAGAGAAGGUAUUUGAAGCAGUAAUAGCUUGGGUGAAUCAUGACAAGGAUGUAAGACAAGAAUUUAUGGCUCGGCUGAUGGAACACGUACGGUUACCUUUGCUUCCUCGGGAAUAUUUAGUUCAGCGGGUCGAAGAAGAAACGCUAGUCAAGAACAGCAGUGCUUGCAAAGAUUACCUCAUUGAAGCUAUGAAGUACCAUCUGCUCCCCACAGAGCAGCGCAUAUUAAUGAAAAGCGUCCGGACCCGACUGAGGACCCCCAUGAACCUUCCCAAACUGAUGGUGGUGGUUGGGGGCCAGGCACCAAAGGCAAUCCGAAGCGUGGAGUGCUACGACUUUAAGGAAGAGCGCUGGCACCAGGUCGCUGAACUGCCAUCCAGGAGAUGUAGAGCAGGGAUGGUCUACAUGUCUGGGCUUGUGUUUGCUGUCGGGGGCUUCAAUGGCUCCUUACGAGUGCGCACCGUGGAUUCCUACGACCCUGUGAAAGAUCAGUGGACCAGCGUGGCCAACAUGCGGGACCGCAGAAGCACCCUGGGGGCUGCUGUGUUAAAUGGACUGCUGUAUGCUGUGGGCGGCUUUGAUGGCAGCACAGGUCUAUCAUCUGUGGAAGCAUAUAACAUAAAGUCCAAUGAGUGGUUCCACGUGGCCCCCAUGAACACGCGGAGGAGCAGUGUUGGGGUCGGUGUCGUGGGAGGUCUGCUCUAUGCGGUAGGAGGCUACGAUGGUGCUUCCCGCCAGUGUCUUAGCACAGUCGAGUGCUAUAAUGCAACAACAAACGAGUGGACCUACAUUGCAGAAAUGGGCACCAGAAGGAGUGGAGCAGGUGUUGGUGUGUUAAACAACUUAUUGUAUGCAGUAGGGGGUCAUGACGGCCCAUUAGUCCGUAAAAGUGUUGAAGUGUACGAUCCCUCCACCAAUACCUGGCGACAGGCUGCGGAUAUGAACAUGUGCAGAAGAAAUGCAGGAGUUUGUGCAGUUAAUGGUCUGUUAUAUGUAGUUGGAGGAGAUGAUGGUUCCUGUAACUUGGCAUCAGUAGAAUAUUAUAACCCAACAACUGAUAAAUGGACAGUCGUGUCAUCUUGUAUGAGCACGGGGAGAAGUUAUGCAGGGGUCACAGUUAUUGAUAAACCGUUAUGAGCCUGCAGACGAAGCCGGCGUGUUCAGACAGAACAGGCUUCACCAAGAAUUUCUGAAGUGAUGAAACUGGAGCCCUGCUCCACUUACAGCUGCACUUUAAGUCUCAGCAGAAGCUAAGCUCAUCUGCCUUCCUAGGCCUCAGAUACUGAAGAUUAUUUUUGGCAGAAGCACCGUGUAAGCUUUUUCUGCAACGAGCAGCAGCUGACUGAAUUUUCUCAGAACCUCGGGCUGCGGUACUUCUUCUGUAGUCUUUAGGCAACAGUUGCUUUCAUCGAGACUGGUUCUUCGCAGUCUUCAUUGACGAUGGGUUACUCCAUGAAAGGAGGAGAAAGAAAUGUGUGUUCUGUAAAAUUAACUUUUCUCUUUAUUCCUCCUCAUGAAAACCUGUAUACACAGGAACGGAAACUCUGAACAGGCAUUAAAAAUCUAUGUAAGUAUACAACCUAGUUGAGGGAUAAAACUGUUUGCUUUUAUAAAAUACCUUUGAUUACAUGAGUAUAAUUGUGUGCAUAAAAAUGUGUGUCUAUAUGCUUUCCUUUCAAUAUGUUUGAAAAAAUGUUUGAAACUUGAUUAUACUAUUUAUAAUUGGCACAGUACUUUGAAUUAUGCCAGUCCCACAUUGUAAAACAGAGUUGUAUUUUUUGAUAUUUAACAAUGCUUAACACUUUAAAAAUGCCACUUCUGAGGAAUGAAUAUGGUGUAACACACUUGAAUAUGUGUGAUGAUGCCAAACUUUUUUAAAUAAAAUAUAAAUUAAUGCUUAUUUAUUAUUUCCUUUAGUUUAACUUUGGUCAUGUUUUGGUGUAUAUUUUUUUUUCUUAAAAGUAACACUUUGGCAUGAACAUAACUGCAGGUUUUUGAUGAAUAUAAUGAAUGUAUGGAAUUCAACAGAAUUUGCAUGGUCUUAAGAAUUUUUCUGUGGUUAAAUAUAGCUGCUAUUAACAGAAGAGAGAACUUUCUGUGAGUAGCCAAGUGCGUUGAUCAGAUACAAUUUUUCUGAGAUCUUCAAGUAAUCUCACUUUAAAAAUGACCAAAACAUGUCUUUCUUGAAUUACCUUUGAAUAAAACUUUAUAUAUUA